Molecule: messenger RNA, 2323 nt
Organism: Pteropus alecto (black flying fox)
Lineage: Eukaryota; Metazoa; Chordata; Mammalia; Chiroptera; Pteropodidae
Gene: DNAJB1
Product: DnaJ heat shock protein family (Hsp40) member B1
Exons: 3
Coding region: 159-1181 (340 amino acids)
Cellular component (GO): cytosol
Molecular function (GO): transcription corepressor activity; Hsp70 protein binding
Source: RefSeq, a predicted model, not a curated record
CGAUUGGUCGGCGCGGCGAGUGGGGCGGGGCGGAAGGUUCUGGAGGGGGCUGGCGGGCUCUGGAAGCUUCCGCCGGACGGGUAUAUAGAGUCCGGGACGGGGCGGCGGCGGAGCCGGGGGGACGGCGACAACUGGGCGGCGGCCUGCAGGCGGGGGCCAUGGGCAAAGACUAUUACCAGACGCUGGGCCUGGCCCGGGGCGCGUCAGACGAAGAGAUCAAGCGGGCCUACCGCCGCCAGGCGCUGCGCUACCACCCGGACAAGAACAAGGAGCCCGGCGCCGAGGAGAAGUUCAAGGAGAUCGCCGAGGCCUACGACGUGCUCAGCGACCCACGCAAGCGCGAGAUCUUCGACCGCUACGGGGAGGAAGGCCUAAAGGGCAGUGGCCCAAGUGGUGGGAGCAGCGGUGGUGCUAAUGGUACCUCCUUCAGCUACACAUUCCAUGGAGACCCUCAUGCCAUGUUUGCCGAGUUCUUCGGUGGCCGAAAUCCCUUUGACACCUUUUUUGGGCAGCGGAACGGGGAGGAAGGCAUGGACAUCGAUGACCCAUUCUCUGGCUUCCCCAUGGGCAUGGGUGGCUUCACCAACAUGAACUAUGGCCGCUCCCGCCCUGCCCAAGAGCCCACCCGAAAGAAGCAAGACCCCCCCGUUACCCACGACCUUAGGGUGUCCCUCGAAGAGAUCUACAGCGGCUGUACCAAGAAGAUGAAGAUUUCCCAUAAACGGCUGAAUCCUGAUGGGAAGAGCAUUCGCAAUGAAGACAAAAUCUUGACCAUCGAAGUGAAACGGGGUUGGAAAGAAGGGACCAAAAUCACCUUCCCCAAGGAGGGAGACCAGACCUCCAACAACAUUCCAGCCGACAUCGUCUUUGUUUUAAAGGACAAGCCACAUAAUAUCUUUAAGAGAGAUGGCUCUGAUGUCAUUUAUCCAGCCAGGAUCACCCUUCGGGAGGCUCUGUGUGGCUGUACUGUGAAUGUCCCCACUCUGGACGGCAGGACCAUACCCAUCACAUUCAAAGAUGUCAUCAGACCUAACACACGGCGAAAAAUACCUGGAGAAGGCCUCCCUCUCCCCAAAACGCCCGAGAAACGUGGGGACCUCGUUAUUGAGUUUGAAGUGAUCUUCCCCGAAAGGAUUCCCCCAGCGUCAAGAACCAUACUUGAGAAGGCUCUUCCAAUAUAGUCACCUGUAUUUGCCCAAGGACUUACCAGGGACCUUUCCAGAGCUCAAGGAUUUCCGGACCGUUCCACUAGUUGUGGGCCCUUGAGAGGGCGGGAGGGCCCAGGGAGGGCUUUCAUACUGCUGAAUGUUUUCCAGAGAAUAUAUUACAAUCUUUCAAAGUCGUGCUCUAGACUUCAGUGGUUUUUCAAGCGACAGGGCAGCAGGUGGUGGGGACAGCAGGAGAAGGCAUUCCAAUCUGCCCCACUGGGUCCUACAGCCCUCCUGUAAUGUGCCCACUCCUCUUCCAGGUCCUACCCAGGGCCAACAGGCAGCCCCGCAGUUGAACUUGAGCCCUCUCUCGUUCCUUUGCUUGUGGCCGUUAGGUGAUGUCAACCUGCUGUUGGUUACCAGACCCUGUACGCUCUUCAGUUUCUGUCGUGUGACCAGUUCGUGUUUUAUUCUGUAUUUGUCUCCCAUGUUUUGCUCUUCCUCUGAAGAAUCCCAUCUUUUGCCAUCUCAAAUUGAGAACCUAGACUAUUUUUGCAGAACUGCCUGGCCGGCGCCCACAAGCAAUACCUCUCAUUCCAGCAGGACCAAGGGAGCCAGCCUCAGUGAGUGAGAGUGAGUUGCGCAGCCGCCUCUCCCUCCGGGAUCAGGGGCCCUUUCGAGCUCUGGUUCUGGGGCCAAAUGCACUCACCUAAGGGUCACACUCCUUUCCUGUAAGGCAAUCUUUGGCACACCGGGGCUUCUUGGUGGCCCAGGUCAUUUUUUAAUGGACUCUGGACUCUCAAAGGGAUCUGAUCCUUUUGAAUUUUGCACAGCCCUAGAUAUAAUCCCUUUUGAUAAAAGGGUCUUUACUCCUGAUUACAGGAGCACUGUGGAACGUCUGUAAAUAUGUUUUUAUAAUUCUGUGUAAAGUUGGUGUGCACUCAAAUGAAAGCAGUCUGUGGCAGGUGCUGCUCUCUGUACAGGCCCAUGAUGGAAUUCAGAAGGAACCUUGGGAAUGGGGGGUUGGGGAGUUGGAACGAAUGUCUGUUCCCUGCAGGCCAGUGUGGUGCUCUGACCUUUAGACUCAUUGUAAGUUGCCACUGCCAACAUGAGACCAAAGUGUGUGACUUGUCAAUGUGCGGCAUGACAGCAUUAAAGACUGAUGCUAAACCUCA